Messenger RNA from Corticium candelabrum, 1701 nucleotides. RefSeq lists its product as uncharacterized. The transcript has a single exon. Gene Ontology annotation, cellular component: nucleus. Gene Ontology annotation, molecular function: ATP-dependent chromatin remodeler activity; ATP binding. Bases 1 to 1701 code for a protein of 566 amino acids. Gene Ontology annotation, biological process: DNA repair. NCBI's taxonomy places the organism in Eukaryota, Metazoa, Porifera, Homoscleromorpha, Homosclerophorida, Plakinidae. The record is from RefSeq and is a predicted model, not a curated record.
AUGGAAUGCCCCAUUUGCCUGGAUGAGAAACCCCCUGCAGAAUUUCUGCAAUUUGGGUGCGAUCAUACCACUUGUAAUGAGUGCUUUCAUGCGAUUGAAGAGAAAGCUAAGCAAGGGAUUGGGUCGCUUGAUGGGAUUCCGUGCUGUCCGCUUUGUCGUGCUCCGAUUGUCACGUGUAAACCAUAUUUAGUGGCUCAGGCGGAAAAUGAUACCAUUGAACCUGGUAUUUGUGCUUUUCGCAACUUUCUCGAAAAUGCUGGUCUUGACGAAAAGCGACAUCAGAUUAAGGGGAUGGAGUGGUGCCUUCGUCGGGAGCUGAUUCCUCGCACGGGUAUUAACACAGGCGGUGUCAUCGCUGACGAAAUGGGACUGGGUAAGACCAUUUUGGCACUCGGUCUCGUUGUUAGCAAUUUUGUCGAACAUACGCUUAUCGUUGUGCCUCCGGCUUUGCUUCAGCAGUGGUAUGAUGUUUGUGUCAAGUUUCUUCGUGCUAAACCCGUUGUCUACCAUGGUCCUCAGAAGAACACUAUUUCAAGUGAAAAGUUGAAUAGUGCUCCGAUUGUCCUUACGACCUAUGGUAUGAUUUCGGAGGUAAAGAACCGUGACGGACUUUUUACUACUGGCAAGCUUCAUGAAGUGGACUGGGGCCGUGUUAUUUACGACGAGGCACAUCACCUACGAAACAAGAGUCGCAAAGUGUCUGGUGCUCUCAAGUUGAAUGCUGGCAUUAAGUGGUUUCUUACUGGAACACCAAUCCAGAAUAAAACCAAAGAUGUCAAGAAUAUUAUGACAUUACUUGGGUUUAGUCUUAACAAGCAAGUCUCAAAUGCCUUUCUCAAAAAGCACAUUUUAGAGUUUACCUUGCGUCGUACUAAGUCUCAGGUCGGCAUUCGCCUUCCACCCAUCGAGUUUCACAACAUUCACGUUGACUGGAUGGAUGAGAAGGAGCGUCAGAUUUCAGAGGAAGUGCAUGAAGCCAUUCACUUUACUCCUGUGAACCGUCGCAACAUCAACCGCAUUAUGCGUGAGAUGACAGCUAUUGAUAUGUUACCUCUUUUGUGUCGUGCUCGUCAGUCAUGCAUUCAUAGUGGUCUCUUUUCCAAUAAGAGGAGUCUAUUUCGUGUUAAAGAAGAGGAAGAUGUGCCAUUUCAGUCUUCCAAAUUGGAUAUGGUUGUCUGUUACAUCAAGAAUCGCAUCGAUAAGGGCAACAAGAAGAUAGUGUUUUGUCAUUUUCGUGGCGAGAUUGACUACCUUAUGAAAGAGCUUACAGAGCGUGGUAUCGAUGCUGACUAUUUGGACGGUCGCAAGAGCAAGAGUGAUCGAGACGAUAUUCUUCGUAGGUCACCUGACGUAUUGAUUCUACAGAUUAAGACUGCUUGUGAGGGUCUCAAUCUUCAGCAAUAUCAGGAGAUUCACUUUACCAGUCCCAACUGGAACCCAGCUGUGGAAGACCAGGCUAUUGCACGCUGUCAUCGAAUCGGUCAAACGAAACCGGUAGAUGUCUUUCUCUACGCAAUGAAGCCGUUUUCCAAUGAUUUCCGCAUCAACAAGCACGGACAAGCAGUGCCCAUCAGCUGGAACAUUGAUAUGUACUGUCGCGAGAUUCAGAACAUCAAACGCGAUAUUAUGAACGAUACCGGAUUCACAUCAGCGACACCACGACUUCAACAACAACGUAUAUUGAUGCAGGACGUAAAUUAA